This is a messenger RNA of Linum trigynum, 1375 nucleotides long. The record is from the annotation of a GenBank genome assembly. NCBI's taxonomy places the organism in Eukaryota, Viridiplantae, Streptophyta, Magnoliopsida, Malpighiales, Linaceae.
CACUAGAGAGGAGGAAGUUCUGGGGGAGAUUUAUACUCCUAUCAAUUGGGCACGGAUCUGGAAACUAAACAUCCCACCAAAUGUUAAGGUUUUUGCCUGGAAAUGGAUCAACUAUAUUAUUCCAACGGGAGCCAAAAUAGUGGAUCGAAUUAAUAAAGGGUGUGAUGAAUGUUCUUUCUGUGGAUUAAGAGAAACCCAGAAGCAUAUCUUCCAAGAAUGUGGGUGGGUCCGUCGAGUUUGGCGACCUAGUUCUCUAUGUUCUUUGUUCAAGAAGGGAGAAAACCUUACCAGUGAGGAAUGGAUGGCGGAAUUGCAGGCUACGAUUUCAGAAGAGCUUCUUAGCAAAUUCAUCGUGGCGCUUUGGUUUAUCUGGGAAGAAAGAAACAAUCAGUUAUGUAACAAGAAAAAACUUGAAGAAUGUGAAAUCAUGACAAAAGCGGAAAGAUGGCUGGAGGAAUACCAAGAGUAUCAGAAGCGGAUAGAAGGAGAUCAGGAGAAGAAGAAUUACCUUUGGCGCCCCCCUGUCUCGACGGAUUUCAAGGUCAAUGUCGAUGCUGCAUGCUUUGAUGGGGAGGGUUCUGGGUUCCGGAUGGUGAUAAGGGAUCGAGAAGGAAAGUUUUGUUUGGCGUCUGUGAAGAGAAGUCGAGUUCAAUGGACCCCGGAAAUGGAGGAAUGUUUGGCAAUCAGGUGGGGGAUUGAUCUAGCAGUGGAGCAUGGUUUUGGACAGUGCGAAAUUGAGACGGAUUGUCUGGGUGUCGUCCAUAAAUUGAGAAGCGAGGGGAAGGUGAUGACCGAGGAAGGAGUGCUCUGUGAAGAGCUUCAUGACCAUCUGAGAGACCUGGGUUCUAUCAAAGUGGACUUCUCGGGCCGAAACAGUAACAAAUCAGCUCACCUAAUGGCCCAUAGCACUUGUGAAUGGGAGAGAAGCAGAAGUGUGGGCUACAAGCCCACCAUCUUUUCUGAUGGCUCAGCUUUUAACAGAUUCCUGUAAUAUUUCUGCUACAUGAUGAAAUAAUACAAGGUUUUCUAUAAUAAAAAUUUAUUAUGGAAAUAAUUAGUGAAUGAUGGUAAUCUAUGCUAGUAAUCACUAAUGACCGUGCUUGCCCUUAGACCUUAGUGGCUCUAGUGUCUACCAAAACGAAAAGGAUAUAAGAAAGUAAGAACAAUGUUGAUGGAAUCUGAUGUGUACCGUGAUAUGUUAACAUACUUUGCAAUUUCCACUCAAUUGAUUUUCACCAAGAUGGAAAGUAGUUAGUUUGCUUAAAAAUAUUAAUAUUCAUUUUUUAUAUAUUUUUCAUGAAAUUUUUGGACAACUUGUAUCACAUUCUACCUCCUAAUUUUCAUUUGGGUUUAAAAAUAAAUUGCAUAAAGGAAA